AUGGUCUACUGCGACUCAUCAGGACGGAGAACCUCAUCAUAUGCAGUAAUAUAUAGGUUUGGUAGCAUUCGAGGCUCCAUUGGGCAACGUUGUGCUACCCCAACUGCGUAUCUUGUGCACCUGACUCAUCUGCUUACGGCUAACACUUCAUUUAAUAAGGACGACAGAACACAAUCAGCCUUGAUUUCCAUUCCAUUGAUUUUCAUCUCAUCAUCCCGAAUCUCACUAUCAAUCUUUGCAAUGGAAGCUUCUCUUGACGUCCAAGACUGGAAGGAUAUCGAAUCCCUUAUACAAAAGGCGCUGGGUGCUCGUGAGGCAUAUCGAACCGGUACCAAAGAUGCACGCGCCAUGGCUGCAGCUUGGAGGCCCAUCAUGCGUCUCCUAGCAAAGUUCCCCGAAGGCACAUUCACAAAGAACAACAACCAAGACAUCGCCGACAUUGACCCAUACGGCAAAGAAGUCCUCACUGCAUUUACAGAGGGAAUGUGGGCAUUCAGUUUAGGUCCUGUGCUGGAUGAUUUGGAUUGUCCUCAAACUGCAACCGAUCUCUACUCAUACUUCGGCCAGGACUUGUAUCAAGUCUGGUAUAAUUCAGAGCCGAAAGAUAAGAACAAUUGGGCUGCUUUGUUCCAGGAUGUGACGAACAAAGUUACUGACUACAACCUGAUUACAACCGAUACUACGGCGCGUGCCGGUCUAGACAAUUCGCCACGGGCAGCUAUGGCAGCGCAUGCUUGGGUCAUUACAAACUCCAUGUGUGGUAGCGGUGAUGUUGGUCAUGCAAUUGCGAGCGAAGCAAGACAGCUGUGGGAAACCAGAUGUGGCCCUUUUGUAGUGUCUCACAACUAG
Messenger RNA from Fusarium graminearum PH-1, 849 nucleotides. RefSeq lists its product as uncharacterized. The coding region runs from base 1 to 849 and encodes 282 amino acids. The record is from RefSeq and is a predicted model, not a curated record. NCBI's taxonomy places the organism in Eukaryota, Fungi, Ascomycota, Sordariomycetes, Hypocreales, Nectriaceae. The transcript has a single exon.